Pocillopora meandrina is the source of this 6009-nucleotide messenger RNA. Lineage: Eukaryota; Metazoa; Cnidaria; Anthozoa; Scleractinia; Pocilloporidae. The record is from the annotation of a GenBank genome assembly.
AUGUCAAUUCUCUGUUUGACAGGUCAUCCUGGAAAAGUUAGUAUUAUGGCUACGGCUACUUCGCCAUUUGCGUCUACGAAAGAAACUACCAACUAUGCAAGGCUAUGCCGCCUCCUGGUGGAUGUUGGAUCUCAGGUGCUUCGGUCCACUUUUGACAAAAUACAUCCACCAGCGACUCUACAUACAGUUUUGGGAAGUACCUCAGUGCAUUACGCCAAAUUGCACUCACUAUACAGAGGGAGGAAGAAAGUGCUGAAUCCCACGCAAUGGGGAAAGUUGUACCCCACUCACGCACCCGUGUCUUCUGCAGCCUUCGAUAUCACACUUCUAACGGUGCUUCUUAGAAAUAUCUGUGGUUUGGGCCCUCCUGCCAAUGGAUGGGAUCGUCUUCCCCUAGCUGCAAACAUAGGCAUCGCAGAUGACAUCGCCAGAGUUAAAUAUUACAGGAACACUGUAUACAGCCAUGCUUCUCAAGCCUCUGUGGAUGACAGAAGUUUCAGUGCUUACUGGCAGGAGAUACGAGAAGCUUUGGUGAGACUGGGAGGAGCUCAUUUUAGAGCUGAAAUCGAUUAUCUCGAGCACGACUGCAUGGAUCCAGAUAUCGAGGAGCAUUAUCGUGAACUGAUGAAACAAUGGAAAAAAGACGACGACAGCAUCAAAGACAAGCUUGAAGAAAUUGAAGGUACGAAAAACAUUGUCCGAUGCCAAUGUGAAUGAAUCAGAAGGCUACAAAAGUAGAUAUUCUAGUUAACACGGCGGUGUAGGCUAGCUCAUUAUGUUUUCAUUUUGGUCGGAACUACUCUCAUAUUUGGAAGGUUACUAGCGUUAUGUGUGGAAUAUGAUGAAAUUACCCAAAUGUUAACAUUUGGCUACUCGUGUACAACUUCUGGAGUGCAUUUUUGUGAUUUCUGGGCGUCUAAUUAAGUUUUAUCUAUUCUGAAUAGACUAGAUAUUGAUAUACGAAUCAUUGUUUUAUCUGCACCUAAACGUGAGGCUGUGAUAUAAAUAUGCUCAUGAAACUGCGCAUACCUUUCGAAAUUUUCAGGUUCGCUGGAAAACAUGAGAAGCAUUAUGGAGAGAAACUUCAGAGACACAAAUGACAAGAUAGAGAUUGAAAUGAAAGAGAUGAAAGAAAAACUUAGUAGUCUGACGGCCUCAGUUGAAAAUCGCACACAAGAAGGUUAGUUGGUAGAAAGAGAUAUCACAGAAAAAAAUUAUUAAGAGCGACACAGCUCUUGUGCAUGGCGACAGUAAUAGCUGGAUGUCGGCCAACACAGCAUAUUUUAGUACUUUAGCGAUCUAAGAGAAUACCCUGGCCACCACUCACACUGACCAUGCAUGGAGAUACUAUGUAAUAUGUGGGAUGCUACGGAAAGUAAGAUAUUGUGCCCCGGCUAUCUCUCGGAUUUGAUGGUGUUUUGGCAGCACUCAUACAUAUGUAUGAUCGUGGGCCAGAUAUGUUAUCGUCUUUUUUUUCGUAUUACCUUCCUCAUUAUGAUCCUAACUUCCUAAUAGGGUUAGAUGUGACCCGCAUACUUCUCAAAAAAUAAUAAAAUCCGUCCUCCCGUGGAGUAUUCAAUUCUACAUGGGAAAAUAUCCGUAUAAGCCGUAUCAAGAAAAGUGGCUCAACAUUGUUAAGAUCCUAAAUGGCCAUGUUUUAACAAUGGCACAACAGCUUCGUAACACAUUAGGGAUUUGUCGAAGUUUUCGAUUAGCAUACGAGCGGGAAAUUUAAACGCCCGGAAAGACUGGAGGAAAAACAAUUUCUCCCUGGAGAGGGUGAUACUGGUAGGAUUCGUUCGGUGCAAAUAACGAUGAUGCGGGGGACGGGUAGGGGCGACGGUUGCAUAAAGGUGAACAAUAUUAAAGCAUAGAAGGCGGUUGCUUACAACUAUGAUAUCGCCACUGUUUGCUUUUAUCUUGUUUUAAGCUGGCCAAAGAUAUAUCUGACUAUUUAUCCAGAGACGCACUACGCUGGGCACUGACGAUGAGAGCAUGCAUUUAGCCAAGGAAGCGAGGCGUUGGCCAUGCAGUCAUAAACUAAGUGCUGUCCCUCUCUAUUCUGUCCGAUCAUGAUUUGCCAAACAGACAGCGAAAAGAACAUUUGAGGGGAGAGAAUAGCAGCGAGAAAGUUGGAGGGGGAAACAUUCACUUUCUCGCUCGACGAACUAUCGAAUCACGACUUUGCUGCUCUCAGAUUUAUCUUUCAUAGUAUGAGAGCAGUUCAAAUCUCGCGCGCGCUACGCAAGUCAGACUUGAUUCUUUGUGUGCAUAAUAAGUAAUGGUAAUAGGACUGAGUGGAGUCCAAUUUGGUCUGUAACCAUACGAGUAAUAACAAAAUCGGACGACCGCGCAGCGGAAGUCCGAUUUGUUUAUCGCGAGUAUGAUAGGCAAACUGUCCGAUAAAAAAUUUUGCGAUUUGGCAAAAAAAGUACGCAGAGAGAGGUUGAAAAUACAUCAACAACGUCAAAAGUACGCGAAUCUUUGAAAAUCGCAAAAAGUUUAAUUUUGAAACUCCCGCGAAAAUAGGAAACCAUUAGGUACGAGCAGUCAUUCGUGCGACAAGCACACUGGAGAGCGGAACUGCGUGAAAAUCUUGAGGUGACCACUUUCCGACCACCAUUGGUUUUUACUUUUUUCGCUCGACGGACGAUUGAAUUGCGAAUCCGCAGCUCUCAGAUUAUGUAUCUACCAAAGAAAAGAAGCAUUCAAAUACCGCGCGUGCUAAAAAAUUCUUAGUGUGCGUCUUGAGUAAAAUGAGUUAGAAUAGGAUGCAUGUGGUUAUUUUACAUUUCCUGAGGAAAAGACUGUGGGCAAAACCUCCCACUUCAUCGCAGGCGAGCCUCCGGUUUUCUGCAGCAUUUUAGACGAAACCUCGUGACAAAGCAAGCAGAAAGGCGUUGUUUGGUUUUCAUUUAUUAGUUCGUAGUCUCGUUCUAUCCCGAAAAAGCCUUGCUCAGAGUACGGCUCUGAUAGGAAUAUUUAUCUCUCGAGUAAUUUAUUUUACGAUAGAGUUUCGCUGUCAGACAUCGCUCAAGCCGAACAAACAGAGUAGGUUCAACUGAAUUCAUGAUCUAAAUGGCUUUUCAUCAGUAAGCUUGAAUCAUACACUAAAAACCUUUUUGCAUCGUCCAAGUAAUUUCUUUGGCAACGGUAUCGUACUCAUUCGCAUAUUUAAAUUCAGUGCCGAAUAACAGAGAGGGACCACAAUUUUCAACGCUGCAUUCAUUAGAUUUCUUUCUCUUUUUGCUACUGCUAGGUGUUUUUGAUCCAACUGAGCUUAUCAAUGGAAUUCGCCAGCUGUACAAGACUCGCGAGGGAUGGCUCUCACCAUUUCCAUGGUGUGAAGAGUUUCAGUUUUUUCUUGGCAAUAUUUUUACAAGGCUCAAAGUGGUCAGAAGAAAGAAAACGAGAGGAGAAAUCACUGACGUAUUUGUUGAGAUGUCGUCAAUACUAGACCCGUAUGAAGAGUGUUCAGCGCCGAGAACAGUGUUGAUUGAAGGAGAACCUGGUAUGGGAAAAACCACCUAUUGUAAAAAGUACGCCUACGAAUGGGCCACAAAACAGCAAGCACCUCAGGGCUGCGGCUCAACAGCAUUUAAAUUGGUAUUGUUGCUGAAAUGUCGAGAUAUCCACUCUGACGUUUGGGAAGCCAUUGAUGAUCAGCUGCUGCCCCUAGGCAUCGAUGAAAAAGUCAAACAACAAUUUUUUCAGUUUAUUCGUGAAAAUCAGUCCAGCAUUUUAUUAAUAUUGGAUGGAUUGGAUGAGUUACCAUCCGGGAAAUUGUCGAUGUUUUCCAAAUUAAUUGAAGGAAGAGAACUCCCCAGAUGCCACAUAGUUGCAACAGCAAGACACGAAGCUGGAAAAGAGGUGAGAAAAUGUUGUGACGCGCUGCUUCAGAUCGAAGGAUUCACUGAAAAGCAUGUGAAAGAAUUUGUCACCAAGUACUUUAAAGAAAGGACGGAUUUAGCCACCAAGCUCUCGCAACGGAUUUCGCGAGAUAAAAACCUGAGAGAAAUAGCGGCCAAUCCUCUAAACACAGCGCUUCUUUGCCUUUUAUGCGAAGAGUUUGAGGGCACACUCCCCGAAAGCAGAGCUCAACUGUACUUGGAUAUGGUUGAAUGUGUUUUGAGAAGAUAUAGAAAAAGGGAGGGACUACUAGAAACGAUCGAAGACUUGACAAAUUAUUACAAACCGCAAUUGAAUCACCUUGGAAAGGUAGCGUUGAAUGGUUUACUUGACGAUAAGUUGGAUUUUAAUGAAAGUGAAGUGAGAAACCUGACUGAAUUUGGAUUUCUGUCAGUGCAGCCUGGUGGCAGCAAACUGAGACAAACACUGUAUUAUGCCUUCUUACAUAAAAGUUUUCAAGAAUUCUUUGCAGCAUUCUUCAUUUGUUCUCAGAUUCAAAGCAAGGAAAUGAAACCUGAAGAACUAGUUUCCGAUCCAAGGUAUUUCGUUGAACUUAAACAAAUACUUUUGUUUUCAUGUGGAAUUUUGGCCAUGAAAUGCGACGAACAAGUUGUGGCUCUUGUAAAGAGUUUAACAAAUGAAGUCAACAAAAAUGAAGGCCGUGGUGCAAAAAUUGUAUUGGAGGCCAUCAACGAAUGUAAAAAAGAAAAAAGCAAUUUUCACUCGCAUUUAUCGAAGUCGUUUGGAACUGGUUUGAUUCUGACCAAUUUGGAUUUGUCUUACAAACGUCUUACAAUUAGUGAAUCGGGUGCUACAUGUAUUCCUGAGGCAAUCAAAGUGGACAAGAGGGUAACUAUUUUGCAUUUGUCUGACAAUAGUAUUACUGAGGGAAUCAUAGUGAACAAGGCGCUAACCGAUUCGGAUUUGUAUCACAAUAGUAUUAGUGAAUCGGGUGCUACAUGUAUUGCUGAGGCAAUCAAAGUGAACAAGACGCUAACCAAUUUGGAUUUGUCUCACAAUGAUAUUAGUGAAUCGGGUGCUACAUGUAUUGCUGAGGCAAUCAAAGUGAACAAGACGCUAACCAAUUUGGAUUUGUCUGACAAUGAUAUUAGUGAAUCGGGUGCUACAUGUAUUGCUGAGGCAAUCAAAGUGAACGAGACGCUAACCAAUUUGAAUUUGCGAAGGAAUGGUAUUAGUGAAUCGGGUGCUACAUGUAUUGCUGAGGCAAUCAAAGUGAACAAGACGCUAACCAAUUUGAAUUUGUCUGACAAUGAUAUAAGUGAAUCGGGUGGUACAUGUAUUGCUGAGGCACUCAAAGUGAACAAGACGCUAACCAAUUUGGAUUUGUCUGGGAAUCGUAUUAGUGAAUCGGGUGCUACAUGUAUUGCUGAGGCAAUCAAAGUGAACAAGACGCUAACCAAUUUGGAUUUGCGAAGGAAUCGUAUUAGUGCUGCGGGUGCUACAUGUAUUGCUGAGGCAAUCAAAGUGAACAAGACGCUAACCAAUUUGGAUUUGUCUCACAAUGAUAUUAGUGAAUCGGGUGCUAGAUGUAUUGCUGAGGCAAUCAAAGUGAACAAGACGCUAACCAAUUUGGAUUUGUCUCGCAAUGAUAUUAGUGAAUCGGGUGCUAGAUGUAUUGCUGAGGCAAUCAAAGUGAACAAGACGCUAACCAAUUUGGAUUUGUCUCUCAAUGGUAUUAGGGAAUCGGGUGCUACAUGUAUUGCUGAGGCAAUCAAAGUGAACAAGACGCUAACCAAUUUGUAUUUGCAAAUCAAUGGUAUUAGUGAAUCGGGUGCUACAUGUAUUGCUGAGGCAAUCAAAGUGAACAAGACGCUAAUCAAUUUGAAUUUGUCUCACAAUCGUAUUAGUGAAUCGGGUGCUACAUGUAUUGCUGAGGCAAUCAAAGUGAACAAGAUGCUAACCAAUUUGGAUUUGUCUGGGAAUCGUAUUAGUGAAUCGGGUGCUACAUGUAUAGCUGAGGCAAUCAAAGUGAACAAGACGCUAACCAAUUUGAAUUUGUCUGGGAAUCGUAUCAGUGAUACAGGUGCUACAUGUAUUGCUGAGGCAAUCAAAGUGAACAAGACACUAACCAAUUUGGAU